AUGUCUCCAUUCCCCUCCUUCAUAGUCGCCAAAGCAAAUGAAUUUCUCAUAAAAACUGGAAUGGGAGUCGAGGACAUCUAUCUCUGCAAGAAAUGCUGGGUGUAUCCCUUCCAACGCGUCACUGUAUUCAGUGUGUCCCCGGUAAACUAUACUCUCUCGCUACAAGCUAUGAGCGCUGAGAAAUUAGAAUUUACACUCCCCGCUGUCUUCACGAUCGGGCCCCGAGAUCAAGACCAAGAUGCGCUCAAGAAGUACGCACGCCUCCUGAGUGGAUCGUUUGAUAAAAAUAACCAGAGCAAUGAAUUGGAGGAGCUCGUUCGGGGUGUUAUAGAGGGGGAAACACGUGUGAUUGCUGCUUCGCUGACUAUGGAGGAGAUUUUUCAGCAGAGGAAGUUGUUUAAGGAGCAAGUUAUCAAGAAUGUGCAAAGCGAGUUAGAUCAAUUUGGGCUCUUCAUCUAUAACGCCAACGUGAAGCAGCUCCAAGACACAGCCGGAUCCGAGUACUUCCAUUUCCUGAGACAGAAGACAGAGCAAGGCGUCGUCAAUCAAGCCAAAGUGGACGUCGCUGAAGCCAAAUACCGAGGAGACGUUGGGGAAAAGGAACGGUCUGGUCUUACGCGUCGAGAGCAAGCUAGAAUCGAAGCAGACACGGUCAUCUAUGAGAAUGAGAAGAAGGCCGAUGUUGCUAAAGCUCAAGGAAGUCUCGCUACGAAGAACAUUGAAAUUGACAAUAGUGUGCUUUUAGCACGUAUUCAAGCUGAUAAGAGAGCUCAAGUCGUGGACGCUGAUCUCCAAAAGGAACUUGAAAUCAAAUUGGCUGCCAUGACGCUUGAAAAGCAGAGAAGUGAUGUCUUGGCCAAAACCAAGGUCGAUGCUGAAGGAACGAUUACUAUGGCCGAUGCUGCUUUAUACAAACAACAACGACAAGUCGAUGGAGAGCUGUAUGAGCGCACGAAAACAGCCGAGGGAAAGCUGUAUCAACAAUCUAAAGAAGCAGAGGGUAUUCUUGCAAUCUAUGAAGCUCAAGCAUCUGGUCUCAACCGUCUGAAGCAAGCUCUUGGAAGUGAACGAGCGGUUUUAGAUUACUUGAUGCUGGACAAGGGAUUGUACUUGGAUCUGGCCAAAUCGAAUGCUGAAGCGAUCCGGGGGCUGCAACCCAAGAUUACCGUUUGGAAUACUGGAUCUUCAAAUGGUGAAACUGACACGAUGAGACCUAUUCGAGAUGUGUUUCAAAGCAUCCCACCUCUUUUGACUACAAUUCAAGAACAAACAGGCAUCACUGCUCCAGCCUGGAUGGCUAACAUGCAGGGAGCCACUGCUCCAGCUCCAGCCCCGGUACCGACCAAACAAGUGAAUGGCAUCAAGGGAUGA
Molecule: messenger RNA, 1371 nt
Organism: Synchytrium microbalum
Lineage: Eukaryota; Fungi; Chytridiomycota; Chytridiomycetes; Synchytriales; Synchytriaceae
Exons: 11
Coding region: 1-1371 (456 amino acids)
Biological process (GO): protein localization to plasma membrane
Cellular component (GO): plasma membrane
Source: RefSeq, a predicted model, not a curated record